Molecule: messenger RNA, 474 nt
Organism: Mangifera indica (mango)
Lineage: Eukaryota; Viridiplantae; Streptophyta; Magnoliopsida; Sapindales; Anacardiaceae
Product: 60S ribosomal protein L39-like
Exons: 3
Coding region: 158-313 (51 amino acids)
Biological process (GO): translation
Cellular component (GO): ribosome; cytosolic large ribosomal subunit
Molecular function (GO): structural constituent of ribosome
Source: RefSeq, a predicted model, not a curated record
AUUAUCCUACCAAAAAGCCCACAGGCCCAAUUCAUUGCUCACCGCUGAAAUAACUUUACCAUAUUUGCAGAGCUAUCCAUAAUACUAGGGUUUUAUUCUCCAGCAGUAGCAGCAGCAGCUCCGUCAACUUCUGGUAUCCGAAGCUUCACAGGCAAAAAUGCCGUCACACAAGACGUUCAUCAUCAAGAAGAAGCUGGCGAAGAAGAUGAGACAGAACAGGCCCAUUCCUCGGUGGAUCCGCAUGAGGACAGACAACACUAUCAGGUAUAAUGCAAAGCGUAGGCACUGGCGUCGCACGAAGCUAGGGUUCUAAGAUGGAUGAGAUAGCUUAAGCAUUUGAUUUGGUUAAGAUUUAUUAGUUUAAUUGCCAGACUGACUUUUGUUUUAAUGUUUAGAGCUACUGAUAUAUCGCCGUUUGAGAUUUAUUUUAUGUUUAAUAUUUUUCAAGUUAUGGUAUUGAUCUUAACCAUGGUA